This is a messenger RNA of Triplophysa dalaica, 2208 nucleotides long. RefSeq names its product proteasome 26S subunit, ATPase 1b (gene psmc1b). NCBI's taxonomy places the organism in Eukaryota, Metazoa, Chordata, Actinopteri, Cypriniformes, Nemacheilidae. The transcript is spliced from 11 exons. Gene Ontology annotation, cellular component: proteasome regulatory particle, base subcomplex. Gene Ontology annotation, molecular function: proteasome-activating activity; ATP binding; ATP hydrolysis activity. The record is from RefSeq and is a predicted model, not a curated record. Bases 62 to 1384 code for a protein of 440 amino acids. Gene Ontology annotation, biological process: proteasome-mediated ubiquitin-dependent protein catabolic process.
GGGAAUUUGACCCUUGAGGGAUCCGUAGUGACGUUUAUUGUGCGAGACCAGCCGGGUUAAAAUGGGCCAGAGCCAAAGUGGAGGACAUGGACCAGGAGGUGUAAAGAAAGAUGAUAAGGACAAGAAGAAGAAAUAUGAGCCGCCAAUUCCAACUAGAGUGGGCAAAAAAAAGAGAAAGUCCAAGGGACCUGAUGCUGCUAGCAAACUGCCUUUAGUCACUCCUCACACACAGUGCAGACUGAAGCUCCUAAAACAGGAGAGAAUUAAAGAUUAUCUUCUAAUGGAAGAGGAGUUCAUCAGAAACCAAGAGCAGAUGAAACCUUUGGAAGAAAAACAGGAGGAGGAGAGGUCAAAGGUCGAUGACCUCAGGGGUACCCCUAUGUCUGUUGGAACUCUGGAGGAGAUCAUUGAUGACAAUCAUGCCAUAGUCUCCACGUCUGUGGGCUCAGAGCACUAUGUCAGCAUUCUCUCAUUUGUCGACAAAGAUCUGCUGGAGCCCGGCUGCUCCGUCUUACUUAACCACAAGGUCCAUGCUGUCAUUGGGGUGCUGAUGGACGACACAGACCCUCUCGUUACAGUAAUGAAGGUGGAGAAGGCUCCACAAGAGACUUAUGCAGACAUCGGUGGACUGGACGGUCAGAUCCAAGAAAUUAAAGAGUCAGUGGAGCUGCCUUUGACCCAUCCAGAGUAUUAUGAGGAAAUGGGCAUCAAGCCUCCCAAAGGAGUCAUUCUCUACGGCCCCCCUGGAACAGGUAAAACCCUUCUUGCCAAGGCCGUGGCUAAUCAGACAUCAGCAACAUUUUUGCGGGUUGUUGGGUCAGAGCUUAUACAGAAGUAUCUCGGUGAUGGUCCUAAACUAGUACGUGAGCUGUUCAGGGUGGCUGAGGAACACGCACCUUCUAUCGUCUUCAUUGAUGAGAUUGACGCUAUUGGAACUAAAAGAUAUGAAUCAAAUUCUGGAGGUGAGCGUGAAAUUCAGAGAACCAUGUUGGAACUCCUCAACCAGCUGGAUGGCUUUGAUUCACGUGGAGAUGUAAAGGUCGUUAUGGCUACCAACAGAAUAGAAACCCUUGAUCCUGCACUUAUUAGACCUGGUCGUAUCGACCGUAAAAUUGAGUUCCCAUUACCGGACGAGAAAACAAAGAGAAGGAUCUUGCAGAUCCACACCAGCAGAAUGACUGUUUCAAAAGACAUGAACUUGGAUGAUCUCAUCCUGGCAAAGGAAGACCUUUCUGGAGCUGAUAUUAAGGCUAUCUGUACAGAAGCAGGGCUCAUGGCCCUUAGAGAACGGCGUAUGAAAGUUACAAACGAGGACUUUAAGAAGUCGAAAGAAAAUGUUUUGUAUAAGAAGCAGGAGGGUACCCCAGAAGGGCUAUACCUCUGAUCUUUCUCCACUUCUCAUUUCUUUGUGCUUAUGUCCCCCUCUGAGUGAAUGAUUGGCAAAAUUUGUUCUUUUUCAGGGCAAUAUAUUUUUGUGAACUAAAGUAGGUUUACCCAACAACAAUUUAAGAAUUGAAUUAUUAGAUCUUGGCUCUACGCCCUAUUAAUCAAAAUUAUUUAAACCAUAUAAAGUUACGUCAAUAAGAUUUUUUUUCUAAGAAUAUUGUUAGCUGAUGUAGUCCCAUUACAUUGUAGUCAGAAUACAUUGAUAAGCAUUUGUGACUUUCUGUGUGUAUUUCAAUUUUACACACACAUACCUAUAUACUGUAUAUAUUUGACCCUGCCUGUGAAAACCCUGCUAUUUUUUUGUGAUUUAUUGUUUUUUACAUAACUCAUUGUGGUGAGAAAGGCGGAACGGGAGCCGUGUGGCGGGGCCGGUGCCGUGAGUGAUAGUUGGAAUCAGCUGUGCGCACCCCGGUCCCGUAUAUCUCACGGAGGAAAUCGGGAGAAUAAGAGGACGAGCGAGGGGACUGCUGAGGAGAGAGGACCCGGCCCGGACAUGUGUUUAGUUUGUGUUAACAAACUUAUAACAUCCUGAUAUUAUUUUCAGGGAAAUUGACUAUAAAGCAUUUUCCUGCAUUUCUAGGAAUUGUAUUUAUUAAGUCAUCAAAAAGUGACAGCAACAGACACUGCCUGCAGAGACAACAUACUUUAAGAGGGAAAACAAUGAUUAAUUUUCCUUCAAGAGAGGAUCUACUAAAUGCUAAAGGAUGAGUGUCAUACUGUCUGUCUCUUCCUCCUCUUUAAUAAAAAUGCAUCCCUGAUGUA